AUGGACGCCUUCAAAAACUUUCUCAAGAAGAAGAAGGUUGACAAGCAUUUCAAGCGCACUGGUUCUGGAAAACGACUGGACGCUGGCUCGAGCAAUGUACCAAGUAUAGUUUCCGGAGCAGCACAGGGUGGUGGGAUCGACCGCGUUGCUGCCGCCGAUGUUGCUGCACAAGCAGCGCUAAAGCGUCUUUACAAAGCGGAACCACAAAUUAGCAGCAGUCAGAAAAAAAUUCAAAUGAUUGCACAACGUGAGCUUGAAGAAGAAAGACGUCGACAACAGCAAGAACAAGAACAACAACAACCCGAUUUAUCCAAUCUCCCAACUGGAAGAGAAAAGAUAUCUGUUGUCUUCAGGAGCGGUCCAGACAUUCGAGAGUUUGAGCAUGCAGACGUGAUCAAAGGGGUGUACUUCACUUGUGAGUUACUGGGCGGCGACGAAGCAAUGACGAAACCCGUGUUAAUGCAGGCCAUAGAAGAUUUUCUUAUGUCCCAGUUGCUCUGUGAGGGGGAAGACGCGGUUGUUCCCGCUGUUCUUCUUCUUUAUUCUCUGAAUAAAAAGCCAGCACGAGAGGUUGCGGUGGAGACCAUUGGAAAAUAUUUGCAAAAUAUCAUCGAAAAUCCUGGAGAGGCGAAAUACAGAAGGAUAAGAAUGUCCAAUAAAGUCUUUCAGGAACGAGUGGCUUGCGUCAAGGGUGGCGUGCAGUUUCUCAAUGCUGUUGGUUUCAAAGAAACAAUGGAACCUCUAAAAGAUGGCGAUGCUCCCGAAAGGUUCCUUGUUAUUCCUGAAAACGCCGCCAGUGAUACAGGUCAUCUAGUCACCGCGUUGUCAUUGUUAAGAGAUGGACAGAGCGUCCCAAUCAAAGUGUCGCGUGAAACAACGAUCUACCACGUUGGCGAGAAUGAGCGUAUUCCGAUGCCGAGAUUACCUGCGGAUUUUUUCGAUCUGACUGCAGAAGAAAUCCGUCGCGAGCAACAAAAUAAAACAGAGGAGGUCAACAGAAUGCUCACUCUACGUACUCGUGAAAUGCGUGAAAGAGAUGAGAAGCUACGUCAAUAUAGUUAUAAAUACACAUUGGUUCGCAUUCGGCUACCGGACAGAUAUGUUCUUCAGGGAACAUUUGGAUGUUAUGAACCAUUGUCUGUGGUUCGUGAGUACAUUGCGAAACAUCUCUCGAAUCAAGCUGCAUUGUUCUCGUUGUAUAAUCCUGUUCGAGGUAGCGAACCACUGGUCGAUGAAAACAAAAGCUUGGCAGCCCUGGGGAUGAGCUCGGAACCCACACGCGAUUCGACGACGCUUAAAAACAUAUCGGAAAGGAGACCAGAUUCAUUCCUACUUCUCAAUCCUCGUCCUGAAAAGCUAGUAACAGAACCAGUUAAGCCGUCUCCUAUCAUUGAAAGAUUAUGUUCCUUCAUUCCAAAAAUAGCUGCAGCAAAUGAAUCGUUAACGCAAGGAGGAGUCGAUGAAGCAAGGAAAUUGGACGUUGAUAUCCAUAAGGUUCCAUUUGACCUGGAUGAAAGUGACACCAGCAGCAGUGGUGAAAGUAGCUGUAGUGAUGAUGAUCUUGACAGCGAGACGGAGUCUGAUCCGAAAGUGGAGUUCAAUCUAUCACUUUUUCGUGAGGACGAUUCAACUGCAUCAGCUGCUACAUCUGUACCAUCAUUAAUUCCACAAGAAGUGGAACUACUACCUGAAGCCUUUAGGGAAGAUGGUUGUCCUAAGUGUGAUGAUCGGAAUACGAAUAAAUCGAAAGCCUUGAUUGAGGAGAUAUAG
Molecule: messenger RNA, 1770 nt
Organism: Ostertagia ostertagi
Lineage: Eukaryota; Metazoa; Nematoda; Chromadorea; Rhabditida; Trichostrongylidae
Source: the annotation of a GenBank genome assembly